Molecule: messenger RNA, 2514 nt
Organism: Lepus europaeus (European hare)
Lineage: Eukaryota; Metazoa; Chordata; Mammalia; Lagomorpha; Leporidae
Gene: LRFN4
Product: leucine rich repeat and fibronectin type III domain containing 4
Exons: 2
Coding region: 342-2252 (636 amino acids)
Molecular function (GO): protein binding
Source: RefSeq, a predicted model, not a curated record
GGAAGGGGAUGGCGCGGAGAGGGGAGGAGGCCGGCGAUUCCAGGGGACGCCCGAGAAAGGAAGUUCCGGGACCCUCCCUGCUCUCGGCCCACCUCCGCUUCCUGCCUCCUGCCUCACCUUGUCCCCUGCGCCUGGCCUGCCCGUGACUACUUGGAAAUGUGAGCUCCGCUGCACGCCCGGCUGCCCCUCAUCCCUGGGGGGUCCCCUGGGGCCUCUGACCCAGCCCCCCUCCAGGCCAGGCCCUGGGAGCUGGCUACAGGGACCGUGCCUCGGGCGCCAGUGGGCACCUGCCCAGCCCCACCUGUGCCUGGGCUGUGGCCCGUCCCCGCAGGGCGCUCACCAUGGCCCCGCCACUCCUGCUGCUGCUGCUGGCCAGUGGAGCAGCCGCCUGCCCGCUGCCCUGCGUGUGCCAGAACCUGUCGGAGUCGCUCAGCACCCUGUGUGCCCACCGAGGCCUGCUCUUUGUGCCGCCCAACGUGGACCGGCGCACCGUGGAGCUGCGGCUGGCCGACAACUUCAUCCAGGCCCUGGGGCCGCCUGACUUCCGCAACAUGACGGGGCUGGUGGACCUGACGCUGUCCCGCAACGCCAUCACCCGCAUCGGCGCCCGCGCCUUUGGGGACCUGGAGAGCCUGCGCUCCCUGCACCUGGACGGCAACAGGCUGGUGGAGCUGGGCGGCGGCAGCCUCCGCGGCCCCGUCAACCUGCAGCACCUCAUCCUCAGCGGCAACCAGCUGGGCCGCAUCGCGCCCGGCGCCUUCGACGACUUCCUGGACAGCCUGGAGGACCUGGACCUGUCCUACAACAACCUCCGGCAGGUGCCCUGGGCCGGCAUCGGAGCCAUGCCCGCCCUGCACACCCUCAACCUGGACCACAAUCUCAUAGACGCGCUGCCCCCCGGCGCCUUCGCCCAGCUCAGCCAGCUCUCCCGCCUCGACCUCACCUCCAACCGCCUGGCCACGCUGGCGCCCGACCCGCUCUUCUCCCGGGGCCGCGACGCCGAGGCCUCGCCCGCCCCCCUGGUGCUGAGCUUCAGCGGGAACCCCCUGCACUGCAACUGCGAGCUGCUCUGGCUGCGGCGCCUGGCGCGGCCCGACGACCUGGAGACCUGCGCCUCGCCCCCCGGCCUGGCCGGCCGCUACUUCUGGGCGGUGCCCGAGGCCGACUUCUCGUGCGAGCCGCCCCUCAUCGCCCGCCACACGCAGCGCCUCUGGGUGUUGGAGGGCCAGCGGGCCACGCUGCGGUGCCGGGCCCUGGGCGACCCCGCGCCCACCAUGCACUGGGUGGGCCCCGACGACAGGCUGGUCGGCAACUCCUCCCGCGCCUGGGCUUUUCCCAACGGGACCCUGGAGAUCGGGGUGACAGGCGCCGGGGACGCGGGGGCCUACACCUGCAUCGCCACCAACCCCGCCGGAGAGGCCACAGCCCGAGUGGAGCUCCGGGUGCUGGCCUUGCCCCACGGCGGGAACGCCAGCGCCGAGGGGGCCCGCCCGGGGCCCUCGGACAUCGCCGCCUCGGCGCGCACGGCGGCUGAGGGCGAGGGGACUGUGGAGUCAGAGCCAGCUGUGCAGGUGACGGAGGUGACCGCCACCUCAGGGCUGGUGAGCUGGGGGCCGGGGCGGCCGGCCGAGCCCGUGUGGAUGUUCCAGAUCCAGUACAACAGCAGCGAGGACGAGACCCUCAUUUACCGAAUCGUCCCAGCCUCCACUCACCACUUCCUGCUGAAGCACCUGGUCCCUGGCGCCGAUUACGACCUCUGCCUGCUGGCACUGUCACCUGCCGCUGGGCCCUCUGACCUCACGGCCACCAGGCUCCUGGGCUGUGCCCACUUCUCCACCCUGCCGGCCACGCCCCUGUGCCACGCCCUGCAGGCCCACGUUCUCGGCGGGACCCUGACAGUGGCCGUGGGCGGCGUGCUGGUGGCUGCCUUACUGGUCUUCACCGUGGCCUUGCUGGUUCGGGGCCGGGGGGCUGGGAAUGGCCGCCUCCCCCUGAAGCUCAGCCACGUCCAAUCCCAGACCAACGGAGGCCCCAGCCCCACACCCAAGACCCACCCGCCGCGGAGCCCCCCGCCACGCCCCCAGCGCAGCUGCUCCCUGGACCUGGGAGAUGCGGGCGGCUGCUACGGGUACGCCCGGCGCCUGGGAGGGGCCUGGGCCCGAAGGAGCCACUCGGUACACGGGGGGCUGCUCGGAGCAGGCUGCCGGGGGGUGGGGGGCAGCUCGGAGCGGCUGGAGGAGAGUGUGGUGUGACGGGAGGGCGGCCUCCCCGUGCCCUGAUGAACACGCAGCGCGGGCCAGGGGGUCGGGCGGCAGCUGCCCACCCGGGGGCCACCCCGAUUUUUAUCCUCGGUACCUCAGGCUCCCUGUGUGCUUGGCGGGACAGGGGCCCCUCCCUCGGUCGGGCUCCAGACCGGGAAAGGGUCAGGUCCUUCUGACAGGUGCUCUCAGCCACCACCAAGCAGGGCAGCAGCCACCAGGUGGGAGUCUCAUUUCUAUUUAUAAUAAAAUUGUU